Messenger RNA from Microthlaspi erraticum, 1731 nucleotides. NCBI's taxonomy places the organism in Eukaryota, Viridiplantae, Streptophyta, Magnoliopsida, Brassicales, Brassicaceae. The record is from the annotation of a GenBank genome assembly.
AUGUUCUUUCUGUGUGGGUCAGGCGAUAUAUCAGUUGGCCAGAGCUAUGUAAGCAAGAAUGAUCUCAUAUCUGCCUUGCGAGUGAAGGCAGUGAAGUCUAGAUUCGCCUUCAAGGUUUCUAAGUCUACUACCAAGCUCUAUGUGGCAAAAUGUUUUGUAGAUGGAUGCAAAUGGAUGUGCAGAGCUGCUAUAAAGAAUGAGGCAAAGAGGUUCUUUGUCACAAAGUAUGUCAAGGUUCAUACAUGCUCUGUGGUGGACCGUGCUCGAUUCCGCAAGGGAUGUACUCCAAGGUAUCUUGGGCAGAUAUUUGUAGAGCAGUUUGGAAUCAUUGAUGGAAUUGUCCCAAGGCAUAUUGCUUCCGCGAUAAGGGUGUUGCUUGGACUUAAGCUUAACUACACCACUGCUUACAGAGCUUUAAAAGCUGCCCAACUUUUUGUUAGGGGAACACCAGAAGCUGGAUAUGCGGCUUUGCCCUCGUACUUGCGAAGAGUGAAGCAGUCAAACCCGGGCUCCGUGACUGACCUUGUAUGUGAGGCUAAUGGUCAAUUCAAAUACUGCUUCUUGUCCUUGUAUGCUUCAAUGGUUGGCUUUCAGUACUUGAGACGUGUUAUUGUGGUAGAUGGGACUCAUCUAACUGGAAAGUAUGGAGGAACAUUGCUGGUUGCAGCCGGACAAGAUGCUAAUUUUCAGGUUUUCCCGUUGGCAUUUGGGAUUGUAGAUGCCGAGAAUAACGAAUCAUGGGGGUGGUUUAUGAACAAGUUGCAGCAAUGCUUUUCAUCUCAUCACAUGGUCAUUAUUUCGGACAGGCACCCCUCCAUACCUAAUGCAUGUCUCAAUGUUCUACCUUGGGUAACCAGAGGUAUUUGUUACUACCAUCUUCAGGGAAACAUUGUCUCAAAGUCAGAGCUGGGUGCAAAGGAUUUGAUGUACUUGGUGAAAGGAGCUGCAUACGCCCAUACGCUGAGAGAGUAUAACCGUUGCAUGGCAUCAAUCCGGGCUGCUAAACCUGCACUUGCGAACUACUUAGAGUUAGCAGAUCCUAAGUUAUGGUCCAGAGUACAUUUUCCAGGGGAUAGAUACAAUAUAAAGACAAGUAACAUUGCUGAAUCUAUCAAUUCCGCAUUGAAGAGAGCAAAGGGCUUUCCAAUACCGUAUCUGCUGCAAUUCAUCCGGGAGAAGUUGGGGGUUUGGUUUGCCAAAAGGCGAGAGGACGCCUUGAGUCUUCAGACCCCAUACAGCAAGGGAGUUGAAUAUUUGCUAGCUAUUCGUACACACCACGCAGAAACAUACACUGUGGAACACAUAGAUGGAUGGACUUUCAAUGUUAUAGGCGGAGGAGGGCAUUAUAUUGUGAAUUUGGAAAACCGUUCCUGCGAAUGUGGUGUAUUCCAGAUUGAGAAAAUACCUUGUUCACAUGCGAUUGCAGCGUCUACUGAGGCAAACAUGCACAUUUCGCAAAACGUGUGUAUGACAUACACGAAAGAAUCUUUGUAUGCAACAUAUGCACGUCCCAUAUACCCGGAGCCUACAGAAGAUGCAGAGGAAGAAGAAGACAUUUGCUUACCUCCAGAAGUGGCGCCAACUCGUGGCCGGAAAAAGAAAUCAAGGUAUCUAACAUGGCUAGAAUUGUCAAGGAAGAGACAGCCCAAACCAAGGAAGGUCCACAAAGUUUAUAGCUGUUCGUUGUGCAGGGUUCCAGGACACACCCGACCUCAUUGUGUAAGCCAUUGA